Messenger RNA from Capsella rubella, 1039 nucleotides. RefSeq lists its product as uncharacterized. The record is from RefSeq and is a predicted model, not a curated record. Lineage: Eukaryota; Viridiplantae; Streptophyta; Magnoliopsida; Brassicales; Brassicaceae. The transcript has 5 exons. Bases 66 to 818 code for a protein of 250 amino acids.
ACAACACAGAGCAAGAGAUUCAGAUAGCAAUAAAACAAAACUUAUAUCUUCUUUUCUAAAAAAAAAUGGGGGUCGUAGUAUUCAAGUGGGCAGAGGAAGCUGGAAACAACCAACUGGUGUUGCUUAUGCACAGAGACAACUGGGGAAACAGGAUCAUAAAAGGGGCUUCUUGGGAUGGCCAGAUUUUGAGUGGUCGGUGCGAAGAUAACAACGGAACGUGGUUGGCUAUUUCUCGAGGAGGCCGGGUCGCUUUUCUCAUGAGUAGAACGUUGUUGCUAGACCAAGUUGAUCCAGACUGCGGCACCGAGUUGUAUCCCAUUGAAUUCUUGGAGGGCAAUAUGAGUCCACGGGAUUUUGCCGAGGAGGUGGCACUGCGUGACUAUGAUUUAGAUAAGGGGUGGUCCUAUAGCCUUAUAGUCGCGGACAUGGCUUCCAAUUCAAUGGUUCACUUGAGGAAAUUUCAUCCAUAUGAGCAGGAUGUUUCUAUACAAGACGUUUCGUCUGGUCUACACACACUUUCUCCUCACUGUGGCCUCGACUCCACAAUCUCUGCCAGGGAUGUACGCAUGAGAGAGUAUUUUAGUCGCAUGAUAUUAAAUGGUGUUUUGGGACACGAUGAACUACCACCGCUUAAUGAGAUUGCUAGUGGAGCAACUGAAGCCGGGCUGUUUCUCGAAACUAUGGCUGAGCAUCCGAACCCUGAACUUGGAAUGCAACGCUUUGGAACAACUAGUACGACAGCAUUAGCGUUCAAACGCACUGGGGAAGUGAUGUUCUUUGAGAGAUACGAGCACAGCUUCAAUUUCAACAUCCAGUAGAAAGAGUUACAAACAAAUACUAAGCAGCAUCCAAGUAUAAAAAGUAUAUCUACAUAGUUAAUAAGUAAUCUUGUUGAUGCUGUAAAUACAUCUUUCUACUCUAAUUUACAUUUGUCGAUUCGGGGAAACCUAUUUCCUUGGUCAAACUAAGAGCAUUAUGAUGCUUUAUCUAAUAAAUAAAUAGUUUAUGAUCUUCUAUAACUUUCCUAUGGGUAACUUAA